CGAGGAACUUUUCACGGGCGCCGGGCACCGCCGAGUUCAGGGCGGGACGCGAACGCGCGGAGCGGCUGCGGCGGGCCCGGCGGACCUCCGGGAGGAGGCGACUGCGCCAUGGACGAACCACCCUUCAGCGAAGCAGCCUUGGAGCUGGCGCUGGCCGAGCCGUGCGAGCUGGACGCGGCGCUGCUGACCGACAUAGAAGACAUGCUUCAGCUCAUCAACAACCAAGACAGCGACUUCCCGGGCCUGUUCGACCCGCCCUAUGCUGGGGGCGGAGCCGGGACCACAGACCCCUCCAGUCCCGAUGCCAGCUCCCCAGGCAGCCUGUCCCCACCUCCUUCCACGAUGAGCUCCUCACUUGAAGGCUUCCUGGGGGCGACCAAGGCGACACCCCCACCCUUGUCCCCUCCCCAGCCUGCACCCACCCCCCUGAAGAUGUACCCAUCUGUGCCUGCCUUCUCCCCGGGGCCUGGGAUCAAAGAGGAGCCAGUGCCCCUGACCAUCCUCCAGCCCACCACCUCCCAGCCCCUGCCCGGGGCUCUCCUGCCACAGAGCGUUGCGGCCACCACCCCACCGCAGUUCAGCUCUGCCCCGCUUGUGGGUUACCCCAGCCCUCCGGGAGGCUUCUCCACAGGGACCCCUCCGGGGAACAGCUUGCAGUCACUGCCUGGCCUGCCACUGGCUUCCCUGCCAGGGGUCCCGCCCAUCUCCUUGCACAGCCAGGUUCAGAGUGCGGCCCCCCAGCAGCUGUUGACAGCCACAGCCACCCCCACAGUGGCCCCUGGAGCAACCGCUGUGACCUCCCAGAUACAGCAGGUCCCGGUCCUGCUGCAGCCCCACUUCAUCAAGGCAGACUCGUUGCUUCUGACGACUGUGAAAACAGACGUGGGAGCCCCCUUGAAAACACCGGGCAUCCGCUCCCUGGGCCCUGGCACUGCCGUGCAAGCAGCGCCCUUGCAGACCCUGGUGAGUGGUGGAGCCAUCCUGGCCACAGUGCCGCUGGUAGUGGACACUGACAAGCUGCCCAUCAACCGACUUGCCGGUGGUAAGGCUCCAGGCUCGGCACAAAGCCGUGGUGAGAAGCGUACAGCCCACAAUGCCAUCGAGAAACGCUACCGCUCUUCCAUCAACGACAAGAUUGUUGAGCUCAAGGACCUGGUGGUGGGCACUGAGGCCAAGCUGAAUAAAUCUGCCGUCUUGCGCAAGGCCAUCGACUAUAUCCGCUUCCUUCAGCACAGCAACCGGAAGCUCAAGCAGGAGAACCUGAGUCUGCGCACUGCUGUCCACAAAAGCAAAUCACUGAAGGACCUGGUGUCGGCCUGCAGCAGUGGAGGUAGCACAGACGUGCCCAUGGAGGGCAUGAAACCAGACGUGGUGGACACCCUGAGCCCGCCCCCCUCAGACGCUGGCUCGCCCUCCCAGAGCAGCCCCUUGUCCCUUGGCAGCAGGGGCAGUAGCAGCGGUGGAAGUGGCAGUGACUCGGAGCCUGACAGCCCGGUCUUUGAGGACGGCCAGGUGAAGCCAGAGCCGCUGCCUGCCCCCCACAGCCAGGGCAUGCUGGACCGCUCUCGCCUGGCCCUGUGUGCGCUCGUCUUCCUCUGUCUCUCCUGCAACCCCUUGGCCUCCCUGCUGGGCAGCCGGGGUCCUGCUGGCCCCUCCGACACCACCAGCAUCAACCACCAUCCCGGGCGCAGCAUGCUGGGUGCUGAGGGCAGAGAUGGCCCUGGCUGGGCCCCAUGGCUGCUGCCCCCAUUGGUCUGGCUGAUGAAUGGGCUGCUGGUGCUUCUCUCCUUGGCGCUUCUCUUUGUCUACGGAGAACCAGUCACUCGGCCCCACUCACGCCCUGCCGUGCACUUCUGGAGGCAUCGCAAGCAGGCCGACCUGGACCUAGCCCGGGGGGACUUUGCCCAGGCUGCCCAGCAGCUGUGGCUGGCCCUGCGGGCCUUGGGCCGGCCUCUGCCCACCUCCCACCUGGACCUGGCCUGCAGCCUGCUCUGGAGCCUCAUCCGCCACCUACUGCAGCGUCUCUGGGUGGGCCGCUGGCUGGCCGGCUGGGCAGGGGGCCUACGAAGGGACAGGGCCCUACAGGCAGACGCUCGCACCAGCGCCCGUGACGCGGCCCUCGUCUACCACAAGCUGCACCAGCUGCACACUAUGGGGAAGUACUCAGGUGGGCACCUCGCUGCUGCCAACCUGGCGCUGAGUGCCCUGAACCUGGCUGAGUGCGCAGGAGACGCCGUGUCUGUAGCCACGCUGGCUGAGAUCUAUGUGGCCGCUGCACUCAGGGUCAAGGCCAGUCUGCCCCGGGUCUUGCAUUUUCUGACACGCUUCUUCCUGAGCAGUGCCCGCCAGGCCUGCCUAGCACAGAGCGGCUCAGUGCCCCUUGCCAUGCAGUGGCUCUGCCACCCUGUGGGCCACCGUUUCUUCGUGGAUGGCAGCUGGGCCCUGUGCAGCGCCCCAAGGGACAGCUUGUACAGCGUGGCUGGGAACCCAGUGGAUCCCCUGGCCCAGGUGACUCAACUGUUCCGUGAACAUCUCUUGGAGCGAGCACUGAAUUGUGUGGCCCAGCCCAGCCCCAGCCCUGGAUCAGCUGAGGGGGACAAGGAGUUCUCAGAUGCCCUGGGGUACCUGCAGCUGCUGAACAGCUGUUCGGAUGUGGCCGGGGCUCCUGCCUGCAGCUUCUCCAUCAGCUCCAGCAUGGCUGCCACCCCCGGCACAGACCCGGUGGCCAAGUGGUGGGCCUCUUUGACAGCUGUGGUGACCCACUGGCUUCGGCGGGAUGAGGAGGCAGCCGAAAGGCUGUACCCGCUGGUGGAGCACCUGCCCCGUGCCCUGCAGGAGUCCGAGAAACCCCUGCCCAGGGCAGCUCUGCACUCCUUCAAGGCUGCCCGGGCCAUCCUAGGCCGCGGGAAGGCUGAGUCUGGCCCAGCCAGCCUGGCAAUGUGUGAGAAGGCCAGUGGGUACCUACAGGAUAGCUUGGCCACCACACCAGCUGACAGCUCCAUUGACAAGGCCAUGCAGCUGCUCCUGUGUGACCUGCUCCUUGUGGCACGCACCAGCCUCUGGCAGCGGCAGAAGCUGCCGGCACCCACCCAGGCCUCUCAGGGCCCUGGAGGCGGGGCCCAGGCCUCUGCCCUUGAGCUUCGUGGUUUCCAGAGGGACCUGAGUGGCCUGAGGCGUCUGGCACAGAAUGUCCGGCCUGCCAUGCGGAGGGUGUUCCUACAUGAAGCCACUGCCCGACUGAUGGCAGGGGCCAGCCCGGCGCGGACACACCAGCUCCUGGAUCGCAGCCUGAGGAGGAGGGUCGGCCCCUGCAAAGGAGGCGCGGCGGCGGAGCUGGAGUCGCGGCCCACGAGGCGGGAGCAGGCGGAGGUUUUGCUGCUGGCCUCCUGCUACCUGCCUCCCGGCUUCCUGUCGGCUCCCGGGCAGCGCGUGGGCAUGCUGGCCGAGGCGGCGCGCACUCUCGAGAAGCUCGGUGACCGCCGGCUGCUGCACGACUGUCAGCAGAUGCUCAUGCGCCUGGGCGGCGGGACCACUGUGACCUCCAGCUAGACUUCUGCCGGCGGGCCUGCCCCAGAGCCGGGUCUCCGUCUCAGCGGCCGAGGGCAGCGCCGGAGAUCCGGGGCUCACGCCCAGUCCACGGACUGCAUGGCCCCUGGGGGGCUGGAGACCCUCGGAGAGGUCUGCUCUUGACCUGCAGGCCUCCCCAGCCCGCUCCCGCACUCGGCGCGCGGUGGCCAGGAUAGUGCUGGCCCCUUGUGGCCGGUUGGGGGAUUGCCGGGGCCUGCGGCCGCCGCCACCACCGCCGGAUGUCAUGUGCUCCCAGUGACACCCGCUCCUGGGUGUCAAGGGACCCCAGUCCGCAGCUUUCCCCCUCCCUCCAGAGACAAGAGAGGGGUGCAUUUCACCGAGCCGAGGGACCCUACCCCCGGUGCUUUCCUCCCAUCUGGGGAGACCUGUGCAUAGUGUAGAUCGGAGUGCACCAGCCUCCUGGCCUCCAAGGCUCAAGCGUUACUUUGCCUUUUGCAGACUUUAUUUUCAUAGGUGGAGAAGUUUUGUACAGAGAAUAAAAAAUGAAAUUAUUUAUAA
Molecule: messenger RNA, 4086 nt
Organism: Odocoileus virginianus texanus
Lineage: Eukaryota; Metazoa; Chordata; Mammalia; Artiodactyla; Cervidae
Gene: SREBF1
Product: sterol regulatory element binding transcription factor 1
Biological process (GO): regulation of transcription by RNA polymerase II
Cellular component (GO): nucleus
Molecular function (GO): DNA-binding transcription factor activity, RNA polymerase II-specific; RNA polymerase II cis-regulatory region sequence-specific DNA binding; protein dimerization activity
Source: RefSeq, a predicted model, not a curated record